Diaporthe citri is the source of this 369-nucleotide messenger RNA. RefSeq lists its product as uncharacterized. Lineage: Eukaryota; Fungi; Ascomycota; Sordariomycetes; Diaporthales; Diaporthaceae. The coding region runs from base 1 to 369 and encodes 122 amino acids. The record is from RefSeq and is a predicted model, not a curated record. The transcript is spliced from 3 exons.
AUGCCUCCGCCAAUCGAGGAAGAAGAAGAGAUUGAUCCGGACGAGGGUUCUUCUUCCGAUCAGUUGGCCAGUGAUGAGACUGUCCUCAACAAUGCAGACGUUUUGAUUGAUCCAUCACGAAGUGUUCAGAGCAGAGUGUCCCCUGAACGUGUCGUCAGUGAUAUCCCUCUUGUCACCAGCGAUAUUCAACCAACCAAGGUGACUGCCCCCGCAUCCGUAUCCCAGGAACUGAGUCGCCGGGAAACUGGCAUUAAAACGCAAAUCACCUCCAAAGAGGUCCAACUACGGCGUGGCGGCGAAACGGAGGAGGGGCAAUCCAAGAGUUCUGCCUUGCGUCUACUGCGCUCGUCGACUGGCAAACGAUCCUAA